GUGCAGCAAACUAGCAGCCCUGGGGUGCGAGCUGUGGAAGCCAUGGUUGAAGUACGAGUUCUGUCCGAGAUGGAAAGUAGCAGGCGAGCCCUGGAGACAAGGUCGACGAAGGUAUGGAAUCAACUACUUUGUUGCAGGACGUGUGGCCUAGAUGGAAACUGCACGCACGAUGGAGGAGAGAUCGAAUCGGAGGAUCAGCCUGCUGCUCCCUAUCUCUAUGCCUCCCAGCCUUGGGCCAAAGCAGCCAGCCCUGUGCACAGUGCCGCGCCUUCCAAAACCAUCGGAGCGCACCGCACUUGUGCCAAGAAACGGAAGGCCAGCAGGGCAAGGCAAAAUAGCUGCAAACCCAAGGCACGUAGACCUACUACAGUACCAACGGGGGACUUACUGGAGAAGAGGUUUCCCAGUGAAGCUGCGAAACCGCCAAUGCCAUCAACAUCAUAAAAAGCUGAAUGUCGGAUCCACGCAAGAACCGGUGACCGGCAAGUGCAAGCCCUGGGCAGUGACUGUGAGCUGAAUUGUUUAUACUGUGGGGCCAACAGGCAAGCAAUGUGAGCAGUGCAGUCUUUGCUUGCCGUUGCAAAACUUUUACUUUCCAUUUCAGAUCAUUUCAGUAAACUCAGCAAACCUCUUCUUUGGCCUCAGACUGGAGUUUCACAUUGUCACAGCCGGCUGUAAGUUGGGCGUUUUCCCACAGUUGCCAGACUGCACAAAUUGUUGCGAGACCCGCAUUUGGA
This is a messenger RNA of Cladocopium goreaui, 737 nucleotides long. The record is from the annotation of a GenBank genome assembly. NCBI's taxonomy places the organism in Eukaryota, Dinophyceae, Suessiales, Symbiodiniaceae.